Drosophila willistoni is the source of this 2009-nucleotide messenger RNA. RefSeq names its product transcription factor glial cells missing 2 (gene gcm2). The coding region runs from base 1 to 1932 and encodes 643 amino acids. The record is from RefSeq and is a predicted model, not a curated record. Lineage: Eukaryota; Metazoa; Arthropoda; Insecta; Diptera; Drosophilidae. The transcript is spliced from 4 exons. Gene Ontology annotation, cellular component: nucleus. Gene Ontology annotation, molecular function: DNA-binding transcription activator activity, RNA polymerase II-specific; RNA polymerase II cis-regulatory region sequence-specific DNA binding. Gene Ontology annotation, biological process: regulation of transcription by RNA polymerase II; gliogenesis.
AUGACCCCAAAAAGGCAAGUAACUGACGAUGACGAAGACGACGACGACGAUGUCUUGCCAUGCGCCACAGGAUGCGUCUGCGUUUGCGCCAGUGUCUGGAUUCUGCGUCUGAAUCUUUGGGCUCGAGGUGUGAAAAAUGGCUACACUUUUAAAACGCAUCAGACCGCCCAGCAAUUCGCAUUACAAGAGCCAACUCACAAUCAUACUCGCAUACAUCCUCACAUUUCACAAUCCCAAUCCACAAACUCCACAGACUCCAGCAUGACCCACAAAACGAAACGGGAUUGGGAUAUCAACGAUGCGAUUGUGCCUCAAGUAGGUGACUUGGAAUUCGAUGAGUUCAACGAAUGGAGCGAUGGACAUGUGCGGCACAUUUACUCAUUGCACAAUGAGGAGGCCAAGAAGCAUAUAUCCGGCUGGGCCAUGCGAAAUACUAAUAAUCAUAAUGUGAAUAUUCUUAAGAAAAGUUGUCUGGGUGUGUUGAUCUGCUCGCAGCAUUGCACGAUGCCAAGUGGAGCGAAAAUCAAUUUGCGACCAGCAAUUUGCGAUAAGGCACGCCGCAAACAGGAGGGCAGAGCGUGUCCCAAUAAGAAUUGUCGGGGCGGACGCUUAGAGAUCAAACCUUGUCGUGGCCAUUGCGGCUAUCCUGUGACCCAUUUCUGGCGACACUCGGGGAAUGCAAUAUUCUUUCAGGCCAAAGGUGUACACGAUCAUCUCAGACCAGAUCCCAAAAAUUCCAGCGUUUCGAAACGAGCAUUCGGUAGAGUUUCAUUGACAGGCAAAUCAACUGCAACAGGCAAUGUGAGAGGAUCGGCAGGAAGUGGUACCAAAAAAUCAGUUAUUGCAGGGUUGGUGAAGCAGGUGAAGCAACAACAGAACCUAAUGGGAAAAUCUCUUAAACGUACAACAUCAAGCAAUCCAUUAAAUCAUUCUGCCCUGGAGAUAUACCAAUUUAAUGCAUGUGGCAAAUGUACUUAUAGUCACUGUACGUGCAGCUAUCUAGAGGACACAACCCGCAACCAUCAUCAUCAUCAUCAACUAGGCCAAACUUCCAAUUCGUAUGUGACAGCGAACUCUUGGCCAGGUGAAUCCACAGUGAUACCCUGUGAAACGCCAGCGAAUGUGUUUACAGUGAAUCAUCAGCAUAUAACAUACAACUAUCCGAUCUAUCAUCAUGCCACACCAACAGCAGCCACAGCCGCACCAAGUAAAUCCCCCAGUUUACCCUAUGCUUGCAUCUCGGAAUUAUCCGCCUAUCAGCCAGGACUAAGUCAACAUCAAACAACUUCAUCUACAGGUGGAGUAGGAGGAAAUAGUGGUGGAGGAGGAGGAGGCUAUAAUAAUGCCAUUACAAAUCAGUGUCACACUAAUUCUGUGAUUUCCUACGAGUCCAGUUCUCAAUUGGCCACACCGGAACCGGAAUUUAUCAACUACUCACAGAUCAAGCAUCUGAGUCAUGAGACCCAAAGUUGUAAAAGUGAAUUGCCACCCACCAUCAAGUAUAAUGCCACAGUGGAAACUCAACCGGUGUCAUCGUAUAUGGAAGAUAACUAUGAUUAUUAUUAUAAUCGGGAAUCGAAAUCGGACUAUGAUCUGCAUCAGCAAUUCAAUUCGGCGAACAACACGAGUUUACCCUCCUCCACUGGUCAUUACUAUGAGAGUGCAAAUGGUUAUAAUGGUGUUAGCUACUUCGAUACAGGAACUACAGCUUCACCCGGUCAUAGUCAGAGUGUUCAGACGCAACUCGAUCAUGGAGGCGGCAGUUAUGGCAGCUAUUAUGAUCAUUAUGCCAACUAUGAACAGCAAAUGGCUGCGGCUAGCAGCUUUGCCAGUCCAGCACCACCCCCACCACCGCCCACACUCACAUAUCAUCAUCAUCACCAUCAUCAUUUGCAUCAAGCAACGGCAGCCACAUCGUCAGUCACGCAAUAGUACUUAACGAAGAGGACCUGGCUGGAGGAACAUUAUUACUCAUAGUUUUUAAUAUCUGGAAAUCUUAAUUUCAUAUU